CGCGUCUCCCUCCGAAGCAUUUCAACGAACAGUUGGGAUACAUUCACAACCGCCGCCCCUCCCUCUCUCCGGGCACCGCCCUCCGAUAACGGCCGGCCGUACCUUAAUCUCCUCUUCGUCUUUUCGGGGCGUAGAAAAUGGAUGUUCGCCGGCACCCACUCCGUCAGCCCAGGCCGACCUCCGCCGGCGGCGGACAUCUCAAGCCCCACCACCACCACCCUGCCCCGCCCAAACCCUCUGACGCGCUCCCCGUGCCUCUCUACCUCACUAACGGCAUCUUCUUCACGCUCUUCUUCUCCGUCGCCUACUUCCUCCUCCACCGCUGGCGCGAGAAGAUCCGCAACUCCAUGCCCCUCCACGUCGUCACGCUCUCCGAGCUCGCCGCCGUCGUAACCCUAAUCGCUUCUGUGAUCUACCUCCUCGGCUUCUUCGGAAUCGACUUCGUCCAGUCCGUCCUCACCGGUCGCACUUCCCACGAGGCAUGGGACGUCGACGACGAGACCGCCGAGCGAUUCAUCCUCGACGAGGACCGCCGCCGGGGCCCUUGUGCCGCUGCCGCCGACUGUUCGCCUGUUCCCAUCCCGCCGUGCAAGGUGGCGGAGCAGCCCCCGCAGACGUCCGAGGAGGAUGAGGAGAUUGUCAAGUCGGUGGUCGCCGGGACGACGCCGUCGUACUCGCUGGAGUCGAAGCUCAGGGACUGCAAGAGAGCGGCGGCGAUACGGCGGGAGGCGCUGCAGAGAAUAACCGGCAAAUCUCUGGCGGGGCUUCCAUUAGAGGGGUUCGAUUAUGAGUCGAUUCUGGGGCAAUGCUGCGAGAUGCCGGUGGGUUACGUGCAGAUUCCAGUAGGCAUCGCGGGGCCGCUUUUGCUGGACGGGAGGGAGUACUCGGUGCCAAUGGCCACGACGGAGGGGUGCCUGGUGGCGAGCACCAACAGGGGCUGCAAGGCCAUCCACUUGUCCGGCGGCGCCACCAGCGUCUUGCUCAGGGACUGCAUGACCCGGGCCCCAGUAGUCCGGUUUGCGGCCGCGGCCAGGGCCGCAGAGUUGAAGUUCUUCUUGGAAGAUCCCUUGAACUUUGACACCAUUGCUCAUGUUUUCAACAAAUCGAGCAGAUUUGCGAGGCUACAAGGCAUUCAAUGUGCAAUUGCUGGGAAGAAUCUGUACAUGAGGUUUAGCUGCAGCACUGGAGAUGCCAUGGGGAUGAAUAUGGUCUCUAAAGGAGUCCAAAACGUCCUUGAUUUCCUGCUCAAUGAUUUCCCUGACAUGGAUGUUAUCGGCAUUUCCGGAAACUUUUGCUCGGAUAAGAAGCCAGCAGCUGUGAACUGGAUUGAAGGGCGGGGGAAGUCGGUUGUAUGUGAGGCAAUCAUCAGGGAGGAGGUUGUGAAGAAGGUCUUGAAGACCAACGUGGCUGCGCUGGUGGAGCUUAACAUGCUGAAGAACCUCGCCGGCUCUGCCAUAGCUGGUGCUCUUGGCGGGUUCAAUGCUCACGCCAGCAACAUUGUCUCUGCAGUGUACAUAGCCACUGGCCAGGACCCUGCUCAGAAUGUCGAGAGCUCCCACUGCAUCACCAUGAUGGAAGCCGUUAACGAUGGCAAGGACCUUCACGUCUCUGUCACCAUGCCUUCCAUUGAGGUGGGUACGAUUGGAGGUGGCACCCAACUGGCAUCCCAGUCGGCUUGCCUGAACCUGCUCGGGGUGAAGGGCGCGAGCAAGGAGCCGCCGGGAUCAAACUCGAGGUUAUUGGCCUCCAUUGUAGCUGGUUCUGUUCUUGCCGGGGAGCUAUCCCUAAUGUCAGCCCUGGCUGCAGGCCAGCUUGUCAGGAGUCACAUGAAGUACAACAGAUCCAGCCAAGACGUUACAAAGGUACCAUCCUAAUUGCUGAAAUGAAAACAAGUCACCCUUGUAAUUUACCUGUAUUGUAUGUGUGGUGGCCCCAAGAAAGAGGGCCUUAAGAAAAAUCUAGCAUAGAAAUAAGGUCUCUCAAUGAAGAAAAAUAGGAAGAUUAAUGGAAAAAUUAAAAAAAAUAAAAAAGACAAAGCAGAUGGUGGAGAGAAAUGCAGAAGAACUCAACCAAAAAAAAAACCUGUUAAGUGUCUGUAAUUGUAAUUUUUAUAAGCAGAGAGAGAGAGAGGCAUGUGAAGUGUGGACUCUUUCAAAGAUGCAUUAAAAGUAAGGCUAAAAGCCUCCCAUUGUUUAGAAA
This is a messenger RNA of Diospyros lotus (date-plum), 2199 nucleotides long. Its product is annotated as 3-hydroxy-3-methylglutaryl coenzyme A reductase 2-B-like. Gene Ontology annotation, biological process: coenzyme A metabolic process; sterol biosynthetic process; isoprenoid biosynthetic process. Lineage: Eukaryota; Viridiplantae; Streptophyta; Magnoliopsida; Ericales; Ebenaceae. The coding region runs from base 138 to 1874 and encodes 578 amino acids. Gene Ontology annotation, molecular function: hydroxymethylglutaryl-CoA reductase (NADPH) activity; protein binding. Gene Ontology annotation, cellular component: endoplasmic reticulum membrane; peroxisomal membrane. The record is from RefSeq and is a predicted model, not a curated record. The transcript is spliced from 4 exons.